UUGCCAGAAGAUGUUAUCCCUACUGAAGAAAAGAUUGAUAUAUCUGAACUACCAAUAAUUAAAUUCAAAGGAUCUGUUAAAUGUAUCAAUGAUUUUAAUAAUUGUGCUAUGAUUUGUGAUAAUAUUAUACAAGAAAUAGAAAAAUAUGAUUGUGAUGUGGUUCCAAUAGGAUUUGAUUUAGAGUGGCCCUUCAAUUUUCAAACAGGAAGUGGAAAAACAGCAUUAGCACAAAUUUGUUUCAAUGAAACUAACUGUUAUUUAUUCCAUAUAUAUUCAUUUAAAAAAUUACCAGCUGCAUUUGUUAUACUUUUAAGUCACUCAAAAGUAAAAUUAGUUGGAGUUAAUAUAAAAAAUGAUAUUUGGAAACUAGGUAGAGAUUUCAGUGAAUUUCCUGCUUCUGAAGUUGUAAAAAAUAAUUGUAUUGAUAGUGGUAAAUUUGCAAAUGAAGUAUUAAAUAGAUCUUGUCGUUGGAGUUUAGAAAGAUUAACAGCACAUUUGUUAAAAAAACAGAUUGAUAAGAAUCCAAAAGUGAGAAAAAGUAAAUGGCAUAUUUUCCCUUUAAAUGAUGAACAAAAAAUAUAUGCUGCAACAGAUGCCUAUGUUUCUUGGCUUUUGCAUAUACAUAUACAAAAUCAGGCAAAUGUAAAAGAUACUAAAGAAAAAGUGACAGAGAAUGAUGAUAUAUUUAAAUAAUACAAAUAUACUGCAGUAUAAAAAAUUAUAUUGCAAGAGAUUAU
Molecule: messenger RNA, 737 nt
Organism: Eufriesea mexicana
Lineage: Eukaryota; Metazoa; Arthropoda; Insecta; Hymenoptera; Apidae
Gene: WRNexo
Product: WRN RecQ like helicase
Exons: 5
Coding region: 109-693 (194 amino acids)
Biological process (GO): nucleobase-containing compound metabolic process
Molecular function (GO): 3'-5' exonuclease activity; nucleic acid binding
Source: RefSeq, a predicted model, not a curated record